This is a messenger RNA of Scomber japonicus (chub mackerel), 2695 nucleotides long. It is a transcript of the gene apol, whose product is annotated as apolipoprotein L. Gene Ontology annotation, molecular function: lipid binding. The transcript has 6 exons. Bases 400 to 2154 code for a protein of 584 amino acids. Gene Ontology annotation, biological process: lipoprotein metabolic process; lipid transport. The record is from RefSeq and is a predicted model, not a curated record. NCBI's taxonomy places the organism in Eukaryota, Metazoa, Chordata, Actinopteri, Scombriformes, Scombridae. Gene Ontology annotation, cellular component: extracellular region; membrane.
CGGCUCCUGGGUUCAGUCCUGGUUCACAUCUCCCUCCAGUUCACCUCAGUGAUAGACGCUCACCUGGCCUCAGGUCUCCGCAGUAACGCUGCAAGCGUAGCAUCGAAAGUGAAUGUGGACCAUCGGACUGAGACCACCUCCUCGGUGGGUCGGUACGGUUGUGUUUGACCUCAGCCGAGUCUGUCAGGCCUGCUCUGAUGAAGCUUUCUGGAGGGGGAAACGAAGCAGAGUCUGAAACAAGUGGACCAAACAACACAGGUUAGGAAACACCCAGAUGUCCACAUCUGUCAUCAGACGUGGUCACGUGGUUAUCAGCUGGCUGUGUGAUGUCAGUGUCUGUCAGUAGUACGAUGAUGAGGCUCCUAUAAGGGAACAGCACAAGGAAACACAGAGAAGAAAAUGUCUACACCAAGAGAGGAACUACAGGAGGCCUUGUGCCAGUACACCGCAGAUACCCUCAUCUGCAUCCACACAGUGAAAGAAUUCUGUGAUAAGAUCUCCAAAUGGAUGCUUGGAAGGGAGACAGAGUUGAACAUGUUCAUGGACAUUAAAGACAGAACUGACCAAAUUGACCUGGGCAUCGGCCAUGUUACCCAGUCAGAGAGCAAAGGCAAGGCUUUUCUGGAGUAUAUGAAGAGUAAGGUGACCCAAGUGACUGCAGACAGCAGGCGUGAAGAGCUGGAGCAGGAGCUUGCUGGUGUGUUGAAGGACACUCUGGGAGGACUGGAGAAGCUUGACUGCUUCCUGGAUGCAGUGGAGAGGCUGGCGGUCACCUCGCUGCAUGUGUUUAGUGAGGAGAACCGGCUGUUACAUCUGCCCCAAGGGAUCAGUCCUGACACUGUUCAGGUUGGCAUCAUUGCUGCUCGCCAGGUCUGCCCACUCCUCCUCGAGUUCAAAAGAGAUGCAAGCGUUUUCUUCCUUCCCAAACUUCAGAAUGCGGAAGUGUUCGCGUAUCAGUUGGACAAAUACAUCCAGACCACCCAGAACAUCUGUGACAAGUUAGCGAAAUGCUGUUUUGCUCAGUUUUCACUGAAGAUGGCUACGAAUGCUGUGGUAGACCUUGAUGCACAUGUGUCUGAAGAUGACAUACGAAGAAUGCUUUGCCACAUUAAUCAGCUCGAAGAAAUCAGGAAGGACCAGCACUUUCGGAUGGUGUUCUUGUUUCAGGAGAAUUCGUGUCGUCAGUUCAUCAGUGAGUUCGAUGAACGACAGCCCAGGAUGCUGCAGUUUCUAAAUGACCUGGAGGAGAACGCUGUUCAGCUAGACAGGAUGAAUAAAGGCGCAAAGAUCUCUAGUGUGGCAGGAAGCUCAGUGGGGGCAGUUGGAGGUAUUCUUUCCAUCAUUGGUUUGGCAUUAAUUCCUGUAACUGCUGGGGUGUCUCUCGCUCUGACCAUGACUGGGGUGGGGCUGGGAAUUACCAGUGGAGUCAACAGUGCUGUCACCACAGCUACAGAGAUUGGAGUCAACCGCACAUGUCAAAAGAAAGCCAGCGAAACCUUCCAGAGCUUCAUGGAAGAUGUGCAGAUUCUCCAGGAUUGUCUGGAGGAGGCCAUCAACAGGGAAACAAGUGGGCUAGAUGUGGCUGUGGGAGUAGGCAAGGUGUUAGGUAAAGUGUGUCUUCUUGGGAAAGGCAUAGACUCACUUGUUGAUGCUGCCUCUGCUGCUAAGUUGUUGAAAAGUGAAGAGAUGAUAGUAAGUGCUGGCAAGGUGGUGGCCGAGGAAGGUAAAGCAUUGCGUAACGUGCCCAGGUUGGCGUCAGAUGUCCCAGAUAUUGGUCAGGCAGCAGUCAAAGGGCCCCUUGCUCUCACCAAGUCAGCCAGGGCCGGCCUCAUCGCUCUCAAUGCUCUUUUUGUUGGCAUGGACAUCUUCUUUAUCUGCAAAGACAGUGUCAGUCUGGCCAAAGGCAACGAGACUGAAGUCUCAAAGUUCAUCAGAGCCAGAGCUGCACUUUGGAGCUCAGAGAUGAGCUCGUGGCAGAAGAUCCACGAUUCACUGAGUCAGGGUCUGCUGACAUCAGAGAAAAAACAAAUUACCCUGGAGACGCCAUUUGAGCCGGAGAUGGAGAUCAAGAAAGAAAAAGAACCAGAAAUGGAGUUUCCAUCUGAUGAAGUGGAUGAAAAAGUGAAAGAAAAAGAGCUUUGUGUAAUACAGUAGAACCAACUUCCAAAGUGUUUUCUUUUUGCCAACUCUGACUAAUGUAAUGUUUAAUGUAAUUAAACUUUGUUGAAAUGCAUUAAAUCUAUACAUUUGAUCAAGAAUGACAAUAUGCCAAAAAUAAAAAAUACCACUUAUAACACUAGAGUUACCGUUUGCUACCAUGUCCAGUGCUCCAGUGCAUGUUUUACCAAAUAAAGAGAACCCAUUGCUUACAUGAGAUUGUAUUUGAGCCUUAUCUGCUUCAAACAUUAGACACCAAGUAGCCAAAAUAAAUGUGUUUUAAUGUUAGUUGUGUCUUCAUACACUGGAGCAGGAGCCUAAGCGUCUUUCCAGUUUUUGAGAUAUGGUGUUUAUUUACUGAACAGUUGUAGCAUCACUUUUGCAUUCAUCUGUAAAUAAUUACUAAUAAUACUGUAUUUUUGCACUUCUGCAUACUAACGCAAUUCCAUUGACUUUGUACCCUUACUGCAUAACGACAAAGUUGAAUCUAAUCUAUUGUUUUAUAAAGUGGAAGCAGUUUUCCAAUUAUGUGUAUACA